AUGUCCUCUGCUCAUGAUGCCACCACCAAGAUCUCCAUCGACAAGUUCGACGGCGACAACUACGCGACGUGGAGCCGCUACAUGCGUGGCGUGUUCCUGACCAAGUCGGCGUGGCACGUGGUGAACCGGGAGACCACCCCCACCUUCGCCGAUCCUCGCGCCAGUGACGACUACAUCAAGACGAACAACAUUGCGUUCGGCUUGAUGCUGCUGCACAUGAGCGCGGAUUAUCAUCACGUGGUUGAUGACUGUGAAGAGGCGUGGGUCGCGUGGGCGCGUUUGAAGACGCUGUACGGCGGGUCGCAGAAGGCUGGACGCAUCUACUUGAAGCGCCAGCUGUUCAGCAUGGAGAUGGCGGAAGGCGGCAAUGUGAUGCAUCAUUGCAACGAAGUCCUCAACAUCAGCGCGAAGCUCAGCAGCAUCGGCGCCAAGAUGGAGGACGAGGACGUGGCGAUCUGCUUGUUGCGCAGCCUCCCCAAGAGCUACGAGAACGUCGUUCUCAACUUGGAGAUGAGCAGCGCGGAACUGCGAUCGCGAGACGUCACUGAAGACGCGGCGAAGGCGUUCAGUGCCGAGCGUGAACCUCGCCAGUGUACAUACUGCGGAAAAUUGGGGCACACGGCGGAGCGGUGCUGGACCAAGCAGAAGGACGAAAAUCAAGGUGGAGCUCGACGCGGCGGCAACAAUGCUCGUGGACGCGGAGCCAACAACGUUCAGUGGCGAACCAACAGCAACUACGAUUACAACUACGAUCGAGUUGCGUUCGCGGUUUCGCUGGAGGCUGGACUUUCGACGGGCAAGAAUAUGCCAGGGAUGUGGGCAGUCGACAGCGGUGCGACGCAUCACAUCUGCAACGACAAGGCCAAGUUUGCAAGCCUGAAUGAGCGAGAGGAAGGCGAACUAUCAGUGGCUGAUGGCAGCAAGGCUGCGAUCAAGGGUGUGGGAACCAUCAUGGAACGGGUGGUUCUACCCAAUGGUGACGAACGCGACAUCGAGAUCAAGGACGCACUGUUCGUACCAAGUAUGAGCAAGAAUCUGCUUUCGGUGCCACAGAUCAACAAGGGUGGCAGGUUCCAAGUCGUGUUCGAUGGAUCCAAGAUGCAAGUGAAGCGCAAGAAUUCCACACUAGUCGUGGCAACAGCGGAUCUCGUCGAUGGACUUUACUGGCUGCGGACUCCUCAACGAUCGGCAAAUGCAGCAACACGCAAUGGGACCAUCGACUUGCAUGCGCGCAUGGGUCAUGCACCCCUCGAAGUUCUGCGCAAGAUGGUGGCCACUGGCAUGAUCAAGGACGCCAAGGCACCUCUCAACUCGACUGGUCCAAGUGUGUGUCGCGGUUGCCAGCAAGGAAAGAUGGUCCAAAAACCAUUCCCAACCAACCGUGACAAACGCCAAUAUGGUGUGUUCGAGUUGCUGCACUUCGACAUCUGCGGGCCAAUGGAACAAGUCUCGAUCGGCGGCAGCAAAUACUUACUGCUUGUGGUUGACGAAGCUAGCGGUUGCAUGAAGGGCUUCUGUCUGCGGUCCAAGUCUGAGAGUGAAGACUGUAUCAAGAACCACAUUAUCAAGAUUCAAACUCAGUUCGGCACGAAGAUCAAGUUUGUUCGGCACGAUGGAGCGCAUGAGUUUGCGACCAACUCCAUCAAGACCUUCUACGAAGAUCAUGGUAUCGAACAACAGAUCACGGUGCCGUAUGCACACCAGACCAACGGCACCGCAGAACGCGCGAUAAGGACCAUCGUCACGAUCGGACGCAGCUUGUUGCAUCAUGCAAAACUGGAGAAGUGUUUCUGGGCUGAAGCGGCAAUGACGGCGAUCUACAUCAAGAACCGCCUGCCUUCACCCAAGAUCGACCACAAGACUCCGUUCGAAAUCGUGUACAAGUCGAAACCAAGUGUCAAGCACAUGCGCGUGUUUGGAUGUCGGGCGUUUAUCCUGACACCAAGGGAGAAGCGAUUGAAGUGGGACCCGAAGGCUCGUGAAGGGAUGUUCAUGGGCUACGAAGAAGCGUCAAAAAGCUUAUCGAGUGUACGACAUUGA
Molecule: messenger RNA, 2040 nt
Organism: Peronospora matthiolae
Lineage: Eukaryota; Oomycota; Peronosporomycetes; Peronosporales; Peronosporaceae
Source: the annotation of a GenBank genome assembly